Messenger RNA from Polypterus senegalus (gray bichir), 1592 nucleotides. RefSeq names its product ankyrin repeat domain-containing protein 33B-like. The coding region runs from base 210 to 1301 and encodes 363 amino acids. The transcript is spliced from 4 exons. NCBI's taxonomy places the organism in Eukaryota, Metazoa, Chordata, Cladistia, Polypteriformes, Polypteridae. The record is from RefSeq and is a predicted model, not a curated record. Gene Ontology annotation, molecular function: protein binding.
AGGAGGAGGACUGUGCCGAGAGCUCGGAGACCACCAACUGGGACUCGGACAACAUCAGCAUCCUCUCCGAUGACUCGGUGUACCCUGACUAUGAGCCGGAAGGCAACAAGAACAGAGUGGCGGUGGAUACGAUUUACCAGGCUUGUGCCCAGAAUGAUGCAAAGGCACUGCGGGAGAGGCUGCAGAGAGAAGUGCCACCCGAAGAUGCCAUGGAGCUGGACGUCAAUGGAAGGAAUGGCCUCAUGGUCGCGUGCUACAAAGGCUUUAAGGACAUUGUCACCGAACUAAGCCGAUGUCCCUUUGUGAACGUCAACCACCAGGACAACGAUGGCAACACAGCCCUGAUGAUCGCUGCCCAGGCGGGUCACGUCACCAUCGUCAACUACCUUCUCAACUUCUACACGGGAGUGGACAUCGAAAAGCGAGACAUCCGCGGCUUCACUGCCCUCAUGAAAGCGGCCAUGCAAGGGCGUAAUGAGUGCGUGGCGGCCCUGGCCAUGGCGGGUGCCGAUAUCAACGCCGUGGACCACUACCGAGGCAAAACGGCCAAAGAAUGGGCCCUGCUCACCGGCCGCUUUGAGACCCUGUGCAAGCUGCGCCGCCUGUUGGAGCGGCCGUGUGCCGAGCAGUUUUGUGACCGCUACGUUCCCGAAUGGCCCGACCUGAAGAGUCUGGUGGAGAAAGCUAUGUCUGUCCGCAGCCGAGGGGAGAGGAUUACCGAAAAACUGCGCUCCACCUUCACCAUCUCCUUCCCUCAGGAUCCCCAGGACAAUGGAGUUCUUGACCACAUGGUCCGUAUGACCACCAGCCUGGCCAGCCCCUUCGUCUGCACCGCGUGCCGGCCACUGUGCCCCAGCAGUCCACCGGCCAUCGGGAAAAAGCGCCUGGCAGUGCCCGAGAUCUACCAGAUGUACCCAGGCAGGCAGGUGGAGAGUGGCACGGUGACACACCGCAGCCCCUCCAUAACCUUCAGCUCAUCCUGCUCUGACCUGAAUAUGGACAGCCGGCACAGGGGCAGCAUGAUAUCGGUCACCUCAUCCCAGGGCACCAGGGGCUUCUACCCGACCCGCAUCCUGAGGCGCAACAGCAUCUUUCCAGUGGGCUGCAUACCUGAGAUCAAGGUGACCAGGUCACCAGAGCCCACGCCGAAGAAAGAAAAAAAGAAGAAAUCCAAGAACAAAAACUUCCUGGAGCCCCCCAAGUGGAGGUACAAAGAACUCAAGGAGGAGAAGAAGAAAGCGGAAAAAGAGCUGGAGGACAAGGAGGGGAAAAGCAAGAAAGAAAAGAAGAAAAAGAAGUGAGCCACUGCACCCUCGGGCUCAACUGGAGAUCUGGGGGACCCCUCCCGAGGGGCUUUCGAAAUGGUCGUGGGGGGGGAUCCACAAGCAAGGUGAGACAUUCGUCACCAACAAAAGAUGGCAUCUUCACCUUCCUCGCGGGUCGCAGAGCAGCUGGUAAGAAGAUGUUAAAGGAGGAAGCCAGGACUGCCACCAUGUCCAGAACCGGUGCCACCUGGAUGUGCUGUAGUGGCACACGGGCCAUUCUGGAAUAGGGUGGUCACCAUGUAUGGCACCAUAAGAUCAAGAAUGAUU